AUGCUGAAAUUUCUGAGAAAUUUGUACACGGUGGUUUCGUCAAGCGAGCAUCCUUCAAUUGGCUGGAACGAAGAAGGAAACGGGUUUGUAAUAUUGGACAAGGCGGGCUUUAUGCAGAAGACGUUUCCAUUGCUGUGCAAGUCGGACGAGUACGGCACGCUCAUACGGCAGCUCAACAACUACGGGUUUUCAAAGGAGAAGCGGCUGGGCCUGGACGAGUUUGUGAACUCGCGGUUCAUCCGGGGGUCUCCGCACAUGCUGGAGCACAUAAAAAGAAAGACUUCGGUGUCCCACGAAAAGUCGCCAAACAUGGCGAUUAUACAGGACAACCAGGCGCUUCUGCACAGCAACAUGUCGGCAAUAAACGAAAUAAACAGGAAGCUGGCAAGCGACGUGUUUUUGCUUAGAAAGAAGGUGGAUCAGCAAGACAGAACGAUAAACGAGCUGGUGCGCGCGUUCAUCAGAAUCUUCAACAAGCAGGAAAUAAAGAAGGAAACCCUGCAGCUGGAAGACAACACAGACCUGAACAACAUCCUGUCCGACAUGCCAUCCGCGCGCGACACCACAGAAGACAUCAGUAUAGAUGAGUUUUUGAACAACGAGCUAGACCAAAUGUAG
Molecule: messenger RNA, 618 nt
Organism: Nematocida major
Lineage: Eukaryota; Fungi; Microsporidia
Product: heat shock transcription factor 1
Exons: 1
Coding region: 1-618 (205 amino acids)
Biological process (GO): regulation of DNA-templated transcription
Molecular function (GO): sequence-specific DNA binding; DNA-binding transcription factor activity
Source: RefSeq, a predicted model, not a curated record